CACCGCGGGUGGUGGUGGAGGAGACUGGGAGGGGGUGUAAUGUCUGGACAAGUUUCCGCUGAUCACUGACUUUCUGCUCGUUUUUGUUUUUUGCACUAACUUUAUGCACACUUUCGUUUGAAGAAUCCGGCGUCUGCCGUUUCCGUCGCCGACCUGGAGGCUAUUUACCCCAUUCCCCCCAUCAGGGUGGGAGACACUCACGGUACCUGCUCCGCUGUCAGGGAGGAUUGUUAUCCGAGCUUGCAGGCUUGUUCUGCCCACGGUAUAAUGAAGGAUCAAGGAGAUUCGAUAAGGCAGCGGAAUACCCGAGGUCCAAGUGCUUACAUACCCGGUUCACAGUUGGCAGGGCCUGUAGUGGGCGACAAUAUUGCUGCUGUGAUGGGUUUACACCCAGAGUACUUGCGCAUCUUCUGGAAGACACAGCAUCAGCUUCUGCACAUGGACGGUGCCCUUUCCCUCCCUGAGAGACACUAUGUGGCAAUAAUGGCUGCUGCGCGACAUCACUGCGCAUAUCUUGUGUCCCUCCAUUCUUCCUGCUUCUUGCAGGUUGGUGGGGAUCCCCGUUGGUUGGAGGGUCUUCAGUAUGCACCGGUGAAACUGCGUGUCCUGAAUGAUUUGAACAAAUUCCUUGCGCACAGACCCUGGCUGAUAACCAAAGACCAUAUUGCUUUGCUGCUGCGCUCUCGUGGAGGGCACUCCUGGUCUCUCGCUGAAUUGAUCCAUGCACUUGUACUACUCACUCACUUUCAUGCACUUUCCUCUUUUAUAUUUGGGUGUGGGAUCCGCACUCCAGAAAGCCCAACAAGCAUCCCACGACCGCCAUCUCCUGACACAUCCAUCAAUGAGGGAAGCAGCCUUACACAGGAAGCAGAACGUGUCCUGGCUCAGAUUAAGAAACUGAAUGAGGAAGGAGAAGAGACAACUGAAGAGGAAAUGGAGACCAGAUUUGAACGAGAGAAACAAGAGAGUGUGAUGGUAACCAGCAGUGGUCAUAUCAUGCCAUGUGUUCACUCUCCCGGUAUCCUCAAGUUUCUGGAACACCCGGAAUUCGGAUACAUAGAUUUCACCCGCCGAGGUGAGCAGGCUCCACCCACCUUCCGCGCUCAUGAUUUCACUUGGGAGGACCACGGUUACUCACUGCUUCACAGGUUAUACCCAGAAGUGGGGCAACUGUUGGAUGAGAAGUUUCAAGUUGCAUACAACCUGACUUACCACACCAUUGCCACUCAUCAUAGUGUUGACACUUUCAAACUGCGUCGUGCCAUCUGGAACUAUAUCCAGUGUAUCUAUGGUAUUCGGUAUGAUGAUUAUGAUUAUGGUGAAGUAAAUCAGCUGUUGGAGCGAAGCUUGAAAGUUUACAUGAAGACUGUAACUUGUCACCCAGAGAGACUAUCACGCCAGCUAUACAAUGACUUCUGGAGGCAAUUCAAGCAUUCAGAGAAGGUCCAUCUGAACUUUCUCCUUUUGGAAGCCCGUCUGCAGGCGGCUCUACUUUAUGGUCUAAGGGCAGUCACACGUUAUAUGACGUGAUCUUGAUAAGCUAUUCAUGGAUCUUGCUUAAAUCUACUGGAUACCUUGAGGCAGAGGCCAUUGUUUCAGAAGCUGCUGUUCCAGAAGUAUAUUUGCACUGAUUUGUUUAUUUUUUUCCUUUUUCUCAUCAGCAAAUAGAGAUCCCCUUUAACUCAUGUUGCCUAGAUGGAGAACACUUUUAUGUAAAAACAAAUUCACCUGUAUACACUGUUUCCUGUGCCUUAUGUAGCACAGAGCAAUUGUAGACCACUUUAUGAACCCUACAUUUUAUGGUUAUAUACAUUUCUGCACAUCCGUAUCAUCCUCACAUUAUGUGGUCUGGUUUUCCUUUCAGUGAAAGGUCAAACUGAUCUCUGCAUACAGGCCUAAUGUGUGCCUUAAAUGUUUAUUCCACACGUGUGUAAUACUAAUUCUUCCAGUGAAGGUAACUUUCCGGUGUGGGACAUGGUGAUUUAUAGACCUAUGCUUCCUUUUUAUGGUCUGCAGAGUUCAGUGUUAAACAUAGGGUGAGAACACCUUAUUCUACCUCUGAUUUAAUGGCACCUUUUUUAAAAUAUGCAAAAAUUUUAUACUGUGAAAAAAAAAUCUCAGGUUUCUGACACUAGUGAACGUAUGUCUUCAGGGUCAGUUGAGAAAGGGGGUCAAUAAAGCCCCCCCUAACUUAUUUCGUUAUUUCUUUUUUGUUUUUUGCUGUUUAGUUAAAGUACAUUGUUUUGUUUGUUUAAAUGUGUUUAAUAAAGUUGUUGGUUAAUGUAUAUUACAUUUUUUUUGUUUUAAAUGGUUUUUGAGUGUGUACAAAACAAAUGAACUGGGUGGA
Messenger RNA from Spea bombifrons (plains spadefoot toad), 2347 nucleotides. RefSeq names its product sestrin 2 (gene SESN2). Gene Ontology annotation, molecular function: L-leucine binding; oxidoreductase activity, acting on peroxide as acceptor. The transcript is spliced from 10 exons. Gene Ontology annotation, cellular component: nucleus. The record is from RefSeq and is a predicted model, not a curated record. NCBI's taxonomy places the organism in Eukaryota, Metazoa, Chordata, Amphibia, Anura, Pelobatidae. The coding region runs from base 268 to 1530 and encodes 420 amino acids. Gene Ontology annotation, biological process: regulation of response to reactive oxygen species; positive regulation of macroautophagy; cellular response to L-leucine.